This is a messenger RNA of Pungitius pungitius (ninespine stickleback), 2963 nucleotides long. RefSeq names its product solute carrier family 6 member 8 (gene slc6a8). Lineage: Eukaryota; Metazoa; Chordata; Actinopteri; Perciformes; Gasterosteidae. The transcript has 13 exons. Gene Ontology annotation, biological process: sodium ion transmembrane transport. Gene Ontology annotation, cellular component: plasma membrane. Bases 808 to 2781 code for a protein of 657 amino acids. Gene Ontology annotation, molecular function: gamma-aminobutyric acid:sodium:chloride symporter activity. The record is from RefSeq and is a predicted model, not a curated record.
CGAAGGGGCGGGGCUGCGCGCGUGACGUCAGGCAGUGCAGCAGCGUCUCCUUGUAAAGCCGCGGGUCAGACGGACGGACCUUAAAAACCUCGCAGCUCCGCCAACGGGACAUUUCACAGAGGACCGAGACGCGCUCACGUGCCUCUGGACUGCAGCCGCUCGGUGUCUCCGGUGGUCCCGACGCCCCCGCGCUCCUCUGCGUCCUCCUCGUGCCUCUCCGCGCUCAUGCGCUUCUUCAGACUCACAUUCAAGUGUUUUGUGGAUUGUUUCUGAAGGUCGCCGCUCGCGCGCCGGUUUAACUCGCUUUAUUUUUUAUUAUCAGCUGUUUUUUUUAUUUUCACUGUCGUGUCUCUCAUUUUGGAUCGAAGGACAGAAAUGUCUCCUGAUUAUUACUAGAACAUUCUACGUUUGUACACUAAUCGGGAUAAAUAAAUAAAACAGAUUGUGGAUCAUCGCGUCCUCGUCUCCGAAUCAUCAUCAUCAUAAUAAUAAUAUUAAUAACAAUAAUAUUUAUUGUAACUCAAGGAGGAGAAACCCGUGACCGGACUCAGUCCUCCGCUUCUGACGGGACCCGAAGGGACUCCGCUCCAGUAGGACAGACGAGGACCAGCAUUAAAGGUUAUAAAGAACCUGCAGAUUUAAAGGGGACGUUGUGCGUGAACUAGUGCGGCCGGUCCACUACUGGUCCACUACUUAAGGGAACCUAAAUACUUUAGAGCAGCUGACUUUUAGAGACAGGUGUCCUACCAGAACCCACCUGGGGACCAGACCCAGCAGUGACCGGUUCUGAACCGAAUCGGACCGGGAAUGGAGAAGCAGACCCUGCCGGCCUCCUCCUGCUCCCUGGUUCUCCUGGAGGAGACCAAGAAGAACCCCCUGCUCCUGACCAAUGGAGGGGCAGGAGGAGGUUACCCCCCCUCGGCUGCUAACGGCAGCCUCGUCCCGCUGGCCCCGGGCUCCUGCGGCGGGCCCCCCGGUAAAGCGGUGCCGGUACCGGGUCCCGGUUACCCGGAGCGGGAGACGUGGACGCGGCAGAUGGACUUCAUGAUGUCCUGCGUGGGCUUCGCGGUGGGACUCGGGAACGUGUGGAGGUUCCCGUACCUGUGCUACAAGAACGGAGGAGGUGUCUUCCUCAUCCCAUACCUGCUGAUCGUGUUCGUGGGUGGGAUCCCCAUCUUCUUCCUGGAGAUCGCUCUGGGUCAGUUCAUGAAGGCCGGCAGCAUCAACGUGUGGAACAUCGCACCGCUUUUUAAAGGUCUCGGUUACUCCUCCAUGGUGAUCGUUUUUUUCUGUAACACCUACUACAUCAUGGUGCUGGCCUGGGGCUUCUACUACCUGAUCAAGUCCUUCAACUCCACCCUCCCCUGGUCCACCUGCGACAACGAAUGGAACACGCCCAGCUGCAUCGAGAACUUCCGCCACCAGGACUGCGUCAACGGCAGCAUUGCCAACGCCACCGUUGUCGGCGGCAACAUGACCUGCGCCCAGCUGGCCAACGCCCAGUCGCCCAUCAUUGAGUUCUGGGAGAGAAAGGUGCUCAACAUCUCAUCCGGCCUGGGUGAAACUGGAGAGUUCAACUGGGAGCUAACGUUGUGUCUGAUGGCCGUCUGGGUGAUGGUUUACUUCUGUGUCUGGAAGGGAGUCAAAUCCACCGGAAAGAUUGUGUACUUCACAGCCACCUUCCCCUACGUGGUGCUGGUCAUCCUGCUGGUCCGAGGCGUCACGCUGCCUGGAGCCUACGACGGCAUCAUGUACUACAUCAAACCAGACUGGUCCAAGCUGGGGGAGGCCCAGGUGUGGAUUGAUGCCGGUACUCAGAUCUUCUUCUCCUACGCCAUCGGCCUCGGAGCUCUGACGGCGCUGGGCAGCUACAACCGCUUCAACAACGACUGCUACAAAGACGCCUUCGUCCUGGCGAUGAUCAACAGUGGGACCAGUUUCUUCGCUGGUUUCGUGGUCUUCUCCAUUCUGGGCUUCAUGGCCGCCGAGCAGGGAGUCGACAUCUCGCAGGUCGCCGAGUCAGGUCCUGGUCUGGCCUUCAUCGCCUACCCGAAGGCCGUCAGCCUGAUGCCGGUGGCUCCUCUCUGGGCCGCGCUCUUCUUCUUCAUGCUGCUGCUGCUGGGACUCGACAGUCAGUUCGUCGGGGUGGAGGGUUUCGUCACUGGGAUCCUGGACCUGUUCCCUGGGAAGCAGCAGUACCGCUACAAGAGGGAGAUCUCUGUGGCCGUGUGCUGCUCGCUGUGCUUCAUCAUCGACCUCUCAAUGGUGACGCAGGCCGGCAUGUACGUCUUCCAGUUGUUUGACUACUACUCGGCCAGCGGGAUGACUCUGCUGUGGCAGGCCUUCUGGGAGUGCAUCGUGGUGUCUUGGGUCUACGGUGCUGACCGCUUCAUGGACGACGUGGCUCGGAUGAUUGGCUACCGGCCUUUUCCCUGGAUGAAGUGGUGCUGGUCCUUCAUCACCCCGUGUGUCUGCCUGGGCAUCUUCAUGUUCCACCUGGUGAACUACAAGCCGCUGACCUACAAUAACCAGUACGUGUACCCAUGGUGGGGCGAGGUCAUCGGAUGGUGCAUGGCGCUGUCCUCCAUGCUCUGCAUUCCUGUCAGCCUCCUCUACAAGCUCUUCAGGGCCAAGGGGACCUUCAAGGAGCGCUGGGCUCACCUGACCACCCCAGUGUGGGGCCCCCACCACCUGGAGUACAUGGCCCCCGACAUCAAGUCGCUGAGCUCCCUGUCCGCCGCCGACGACAACAAGGUCAUUAUUUUUGAGAGCGUCAUGUAGGUGGGGCUCCUCGGAGGAUGGCCGCUGAUUGGCUGCCUCCCGUCCUCCGCCGUGUUCCACAAGAAGAAAAAGAAGAAGAGAGCGGGGCAGUUUUUAUACAUCCACGAUCUCGAGAUUCAAACCAGCAGCUCGCUGUAAAGGGCUUCCACUCCUCUGCUCCUCUAGGUGGUGGGGGGGGGGGG